UCAAAUAAAAAUCAUUUUUUUUCUUGUUUCAAAACGCAAUUCAAGACCCAGCAACCAGCAUGAGCGGCAACUUCUGUCCUCUCAGAAUUUCACGUUGUGAUUAAGUGAAGUCCAUUUUAAAGACAUCUUUUUGUUCAAGCCCAAAGCAACAAGCUUUCUUCAAUUCCUCAAUUGGGUCUCUAGAAUGAAUAGCAAUCUUUUUGUUCUCUCACAAUUUCACAUAGCGAUCUUUCCAAAGUAAAGAUUCUCGAAGCCUCAUAGUUUCAAAACCCAAUUCCAGACCAAAAGCAACAAUCUUUCUCCAAUUCCCCAAUUGGGUCUCGAACUUUUUAUUAGUGUUACGACUUAUGAGUUACUCGGGUGAGUUAUUGUUGCAACUUACACAACGAUGCAAGAAGCUUUCAAAACAAAUGAAGCAAAUCCACUCCUUUAUAAUCACCAAUGGUCACCUCCUUCAUCACUUAAAUGCUCCAUCAUCACAUCAAUGGAUGCCUACUCUUCUCUACAACGCCCUCAUCAGUGCCUAUCACAUUCACAACCACAAGGCUCUUCACCUUUUCUCUCACAUGCUUGCAAACCAAGCUCCACCCAACAGUUACACUUUCCCUCCCCUUCUCAAAUAUUCCCUUCUUCCUUUGGGCUCUACCCUCCACUCCCAAACCCUCAAGCGUGGCCUUUUAUCUGACCCCUUUAUUGUCACCACUCUCCUUGCCCUCUACGCGAGAAACAACCUCCUUCCUCAUGCACGCAGGGUGUUUGAGGAACUUCCCAUGGUUGGGAUUGUCGCUUGCAAUGCAAUGCUGAAUGCUUUCUCCAUGAAUGGGGACAUGGAGGCUGCUGUGUCACUCUUUGAACUCAUGCCCCAAAGGGAUGUUAUCUCAUGGACAACUGUUGUGAAUGGUUUUGCUUUGAAUGGAAAUUUUGGUGCCUCUAUUCGGUUUUUUGGGAAGAUGAUGAGUCAUGAGGAUGUGGUGGACGGUUUGGUUAAGCCUAAUGAGGCUACUUGUGCAUGUGUGCUCUCUUCUUGUGCCAACUUAGAUGGAAAAGUGGCUCUUGAUUGUGGAAAGCAAGUUCAUGGAUAUGUACUGAUGAAUGAGGUAAGGUUGGGGGUUUUUGUGGGAACUUCAUUGAUAAAUCUUUAUGGGAAGAUGGGGUGCAUGAGUAAUGCCGAGAAUGUUUUCAGAGUAAUGGUUGUCAGAGAGGUGUGCACAUGGAAUGCAAUGAUUUCUUCAUUGGCUUCCAAUGGUAGAGAAAAGAAGGCGCUGGACAUGUUUGAGCAGAUGAAGCUUCAUGGGUUGAAACCAAAUGGCAUUACCUUUGUUGCAGUUCUUACAGCAUGUGCUCGUGGAAAUUUUAUUUGGGAAGGGUUGGAGUUGUUUCGGUCAAUGUGGCAUGACUUUCGAAUAGAGCCAAUAAUGAAGCACUACGGAUGUGUGAUUGAUCUUUUGGGUAGAGCAGGGCAUAUCGAAGAAGCAGCUGAGAUCAUUAGAAAUAUGCCUUUUCAGCCUGAUGCAUCUGUUUUGGGAGCCUUUUUGGGUGCAUGUAGGAUUCAUGGAGCCAUUGAACUUGGAGAAGAAAUAAGUAAAAAUGUGCUUAAAUUGCAGACGCAGCAUUGUGGCCAAUAUGUGUUAUUGUCAAGCAUGAAUGCAGAGAAGGAAAGAUGGGAUCAUGCUGCUGAUCUGAGGAGAGAAAUAAUGGAGGCUGGAAUUCAGAAAAUUCCCGCAUACAGUAUGGUUCACUAGAAAUAACUAUUUUCAAAAAGAUUGAGAAAUUCAGUGACAUGAUGAUUGUCUUGAUUUGGCUUAAUUUUCUACUGUUAUCCAACAUGGACAUAUUCUCCAGAUAUCAAUUUUCCUGAUGUCAAUUACACUUGAAAAAAAAAAAAAAA
This is a messenger RNA of Cajanus cajan (pigeon pea), 1888 nucleotides long. RefSeq names its product Tetratricopeptide repeat (TPR)-like superfamily protein. NCBI's taxonomy places the organism in Eukaryota, Viridiplantae, Streptophyta, Magnoliopsida, Fabales, Fabaceae. The record is from RefSeq and is a predicted model, not a curated record. Gene Ontology annotation, molecular function: RNA binding; protein binding. Gene Ontology annotation, biological process: RNA modification.